Messenger RNA from Staurois parvus, 403 nucleotides. NCBI's taxonomy places the organism in Eukaryota, Metazoa, Chordata, Amphibia, Anura, Ranidae. The record is from the annotation of a GenBank genome assembly.
AUGUACACACAGACACAUGUACGUACAUACACACAAACACAUGUACAUACACAGACACAUGUACACACACACACACAUACAUGUACAUACACGCAGCCGUGUACAGAUACACUCAUGUACAUACACACAGACACAUCCCCCCCCAUAAAAAGUUGCAGUACUUCGUUGUUCACUCACAGAUCCGGGUACUGCACUCUAGGGGGAGGCAGAGAGCACAGCACACACUCCUUGCUUUUCUUUCACUGCGCUCAGCUAUUGAGCAGUUUGCCGGCUCCCAGUGCCAAUAACAGAUCCGGCCUGAGCUCUGAGCCUGCUCAGCAAGACGGCCCUGGGGGACACACUAGCCCCCACUAUAAUUUGCGAGCAGGCGAGUGGAAAUUUCAAGCCCUGCCAUAGAAUGUAC